Molecule: messenger RNA, 454 nt
Organism: Amphimedon queenslandica
Lineage: Eukaryota; Metazoa; Porifera; Demospongiae; Haplosclerida; Niphatidae
Product: putative ankyrin repeat protein RBE_0317
Exons: 2
Molecular function (GO): protein binding
Source: RefSeq, a predicted model, not a curated record
AUGGCUACUAAUGAAUUGGGUGAAACUGUUCUUCAUCGUGCUGCUAAUCACAUUGAUAUCGUAAAGUAUCUCAUUAAUGAGUGUCACUGUGAUCCAAUGGCUACUGACUCUAACAACAAGACAACUCUUCAUAAAGCAGCUCAAAGAGAUUCAUCUGAUGUAGCUAAGUAUCUCAUUAAUGAGAAACACUGUGAUCCAAUGACUGUUGACAGUCUCGGGCAGACACCUCUUCACAUUGCUGCUUAUUGGAAUAAUCCUGCAGUUGUUGAAUAUUUACUAUCAACUGCCAGCCAUAUGGAUGAGGUAAGGGAUGAGGUAAGUAAUCUUGUUGAAUGGAGAAAGGAAGAAAUACAGAAGGUCAUUGUAAGGGAAAAGUGUGAUAGUGUCUUCUUAGAUUGUCGUAAGCUUGGUGGGAGUGGUUUGGAUUCCCUCUUUAAAAUGUUGUCUAGUGCCU